UAAAAGGCGGAAUUGCAAAGAGAAGCGGAAAAACCCUUUUUUACAAUAUUUCUUUUCCACAAACUUGGUUCACAGUUGGCGCCAUGGCCGUGCCAGCAGUGAGCAAGCAGCCGCACGAGUCGCCGGAAGACGAGCUGCAGAAGAGAAAGAAACGAAAGCGCAGUAGAGGAAAGAAAGCUCCGGCAGAGUCUGAUGAAGCUCCAGAGGUGAAGCAGAACGAAGAGGAGAGCGAAGAUGACGAAGAGAAGGACAAGAAGAAGAAGAAGAAGCAGCAGAUCGCAGAUGUGAAUGAAGAUGAGAGUGACGGACGAAAGGAGGAACAUAGCAAGGGGGAAGAUGGCGAGGCAGAGGGUAACACAAAGGAGAAGAAAGUGAGGAGUGGCGGCGGAAUUAUGAGCACUGACUCGUUUGAUUCUCUGGAAUUAUCCGAGCCUACGAGGAAGGCGAUUCGAGAGAUGGGAUUCCACUUUCCAGUAUUUGACCCAGAUUCAAUCAAGGGCAAUUCCACUCCUGCUGAUGGGCAAGGAUGUCUUGGGUGCGGCAAGGACAGGUUCUCGGAAAACCCUUGCCUUUCUGAUACCGGCUGUGGAGUUGCUGUACAAUGCUCGUUUCGCUCCCCGCAAUGGUACUGGGGUGGUGGUUAUUUGCCCUACUAGAGAACUUGCCAUUCAGACACAUAAAGUGGCAGAAGACCUUCUCAAGUAUCAUUCACAGACACUUGGGCUGGUUAUUGGUGGGGCAGCAAGGAAAGAAGAAGCGGAGCGAAUUGUCAAAGGGGUAAACUUGUUGGUUGCAACUCCUGGUCGACUUCUGGAUCAUCUUCAACAUACCAAAGGAUUUAUUUAUAAGAACUUGAAGUGCCUGACGAUUGAUGAGGCAGACAGGAUAUUGGAGGCCAACUUUGAGGAAGAUAUGAAACAAAUUAUCAAGCUUUUACCAAAGCAGACCAGGAAGACUGCCUUAUUUUCAGCCACCCAAACUAAAAAGGUGGAGGACCUUGCUCGGUUGUUGUUUCAGACGACUCCUGUUUAUAUUGAUGUCGAUGAUGGGAGACACAAGGUUACAAAUGAAGGUCUUCGGCAAGGCUACACUUUAGUUCAAAGUUCCGAGAGAUUUCUUGUUCUUUACUCCUUCUUGCGGAGUACCUUAUCAUCAAAGAAAGUGAUGGUUUUCUUCUCGUCAUGCAAUUCUGUGAAGUUUCACUCGGAACUUCUGGGGCGCUGUAAAACAAAAUGCUUCGAUAUCCAUGGAAAACAAAAGCAAGAGAAGCGAACCUCGACCUUCUUUAGUUUCUGCAAAGCUGAGAAAGGGAUCUUGCUAUGCACUGAUGUUGCUGCUCGUGGACUUGAUAUACCUGCUGUGGAUUGGAUUGUGCAGUAUGACCCACCUGAUGAGCCCAAGCAAUACAUACAUAGGGUUGGCCGAACAGCACGUGGAGAAGGUGCAAAAGGAAAUGCCUUAAUAUUCCUGACUACGGAAGAACUUCGAUUUCUGGAGUAUCUGAAGGCAGCAAAAGUCCCCUGAAUGAGUACACAUUCAAUAAAAAAAAGAAGCUAGAAAAAGUUCAGACUUGCCUGGAGAAAUGGGUGGCUGGGAACCAUUUCUUGAACAUGUCGGCAAAGGAAGCUUACCGAUCUUACAUCUUGGCAUACAACUCACACUCCAUGAAAGAUGUCUUCAAUGUCCACCGCCUCGACAUACAGGCGGUUGCAAAGUCAUUUGGCUUCUCUGGGCCACCAAAGGUGAACCUGAACAUCGACAGCAGUGCCUCCAAGUUUAGAAAGACCAACAGCAACAAGAAGAAGAAAGGUAGCUUCAGCUACAGAAAUCCUUAUGGACGAUCAAGCCAUGAUAAGCAGAAGUUCAUAAUAUACUAGGUGCUGGGAGAGGCCAAGAAGCUUCCCCUCCAAAGUUUUGCAGCAGAUUUUGAUAUUUAAACAAGUUUAUAGCCAAAUUUCCAUCUUUCCUUCCAGUUUGAGAUACUCUUUUCCCUCCGCAGCAGAAGUUCUAUGCAACUCAUGAAGCUGCCGAAUCCUGGUAACUGUUAAACGACAUUGUUUCAGCGUCCAUUAAUUUAAAUUUUUUUCGGUCUUUCUUUUCUCUAAACCAUUGACGAUGAAUAUAUGACACGCCGAAGAAGACAAGAGUAACU
This is a messenger RNA of Linum tenue, 2152 nucleotides long. The record is from the annotation of a GenBank genome assembly. NCBI's taxonomy places the organism in Eukaryota, Viridiplantae, Streptophyta, Magnoliopsida, Malpighiales, Linaceae.